AUGCUCCAAGCGCCGCCGCCCCUUGUGGCCCUGGUUCGUCCCGACGGCCGGCGGCUCCUCGCGAGCACCCGCCUUUCUCGUCGCCGGCAGCCCCCGCUCCCCAAGUCUUGCCGCCCCCUCAUACCCUUCCUUCCUCAGCCAUUGGUGGUCCUCGCCGCGGCCCCACCCCACCGCCGCCGGCCCACCCCACCGCCGCUAGCCAGCCCCAUCGCCGCCAACCAGCCUCCCCUGCCCGCCCCGUUCCCGUCACCGCCACGGACCCCUGGCUACCCCUGCGCCGGCGACCCCUACCAGCACCGCCGCGCUUCAUCUUCACCUCCGGCAUGUCGCGUUCACUCCCCGUCCGAGCGGACGCCGAUUCGCUCCAGCGCUGUUGGACAUCUCCAGCACCGCCGCCCGGCCGUACUCUCUCGUGCCCCACCUCUGGAUUAUCUGCUGCACCCCGCCACGGCUCUUGGAUCGUGCAGGAGCAGAGAAGCUGCAUCCCCCGAGCUGCUCGGGAGAGCCCACUGCUAG
Messenger RNA from Lolium perenne, 516 nucleotides. The record is from RefSeq and is a predicted model, not a curated record. Lineage: Eukaryota; Viridiplantae; Streptophyta; Magnoliopsida; Poales; Poaceae.